GAUACCAGUUAAAUAGUUGUGAUAAUUACUUCUUAAUCAAAUGUAGCAGUUGUAAAACAGAUAAAUAAAAGGAAGAUUGAAUUAAGAGAAGAGAUAGAUAACAAGAGAGAGCUUGGGUAAAGACUGAAUAGACAAGAAUGGGGGAGGAGAGUGCAAUAGUAAACCUUCCUGUAAUCGAUUUAGCAGCGCCUGAUCGACUCGUUACUGCUGCUACACUUCGUCAGGCGUGUAUCGAAGUUGGUUUCUUCUACAUUGUGAAUCAUGGAGUUGACAAAGAUCUGCUCAACAGAGUGUUUGAAGAGAGCAAUAAGUUCUUUUCAGUUCCUCUGGAAGAAAAAACGAGACUUAAUUUGAAGGAAUUUAGGGGAUAUACAGCAUUGUAUUCUGAGAAUGUGGAUCCUUCGAGCACUAAAGGUGACUCGAAGGAGUCUUUCUAUAUUGGCCCGCUUCAUGAUAAAGUGUGCAACUUGAACCAGUGGCCUUCUGAAGAGCUUCUUCCGAGUUGGCGACCAACAAUUGAAGCAUACCAUAGACAAAUUCUGAGUGCAGGGAAAAAUUUACUAUCACUUCUUGCGCUGGCCUUGAACUUGGAUGAGAACUUUUUUGAUAAAGUAGGAGCUGUGGAUCCACUAAUGCCUUUUCUUCGCCUCAUACACUACCCAGGUGACCUCCGCUGUGACAAUGAAGAAGUUCUAGGCGCUGGUGCUCAUUCUGAUUACGGAAUGAUCACUCUGUUGGCAACUGAUGGUAUUCCUGGACUACAGGUCUGUCGAGAAAAAGAUCGUCAGCCACGUAUAUGGGAGGAUGUUCCUCAUAUUGAGGGAGCGAUAAUUGUUAACAUUGGAGAUAUGACGGAGAGGUGGACAAAUCGUUUAUUUAGAUCAACUUUGCACAGAGUGGUGCCAACGGGACAAGAAAGAUUCUCUGUCGCUUGUUUCCUUGAUCCUCCGCAUAAUUUUUCAGUAGAGUGCUUGGAUACUUGCUGCAGUGAGUCAAAUCCUCCCAGAUUUCCCGGGAUUCGCUACAUAGACUAUAUCCAAGAAAGUUACAGAAAUAUAUUUGAAGCUAAGUAGCCACCUCUACUGUAGUCUACCUUAAAGCUAGCUCGGGCUCCGUUAUCACCUACUCGUUCCUUAAAAGCUCGAGUGUUGGAUGUUAUCACCUAGUCAAUGUGCUUUACGUGGAUGUAAUGUUCGUACGAAGUUUAUUAGCCAACUAGUUCUCUCUUUUGGCCACAUUUGUUUGCCCAGGCAAUAGUUCUUCCUUAGUAGAAUUGAUGUAAUAAAGAUAAUGUUCACUAGUAUAUGGUAUAAAGUGAGUAAUAACAGGAUUCUUAUGUAAUUUAUCAGGUUAUCUGUAUGUUACAGAAAAUACUUAUGAUUGAACCUUGUAAUAUUGAUUUAUGAAUAAACAUUUGAUUGAGUUGUUUUA
Messenger RNA from Beta vulgaris subsp. vulgaris (sugar beet), 1431 nucleotides. Its product is annotated as 2-oxoglutarate-Fe(II) type oxidoreductase hxnY. The coding region runs from base 138 to 1073 and encodes 311 amino acids. The record is from RefSeq and is a predicted model, not a curated record. The transcript has 11 exons. Lineage: Eukaryota; Viridiplantae; Streptophyta; Magnoliopsida; Caryophyllales; Amaranthaceae.